Molecule: messenger RNA, 771 nt
Organism: Parnassius apollo (apollo)
Lineage: Eukaryota; Metazoa; Arthropoda; Insecta; Lepidoptera; Papilionidae
Source: the annotation of a GenBank genome assembly
AUGCUUUCCGAAGAUAUCUCAAUGUGCUUUGGUCUAGACAAGUGGCAAACAAUAAGCACUGAUCGAGGUAAGGUGCGACUUUCCGAAGGUUAUUGUCUUCAAAAUGGUGGGAUAAUCAAUUCAAUGACAAAGGAGGAAACCUACAAAUAUCUGGGACUCCUGCAAUCAUUACGAGUUGACGACAGAGAAAUCAGGACUCGGGUAACUACUGAGUACCACCGUAGGCUCAAGGCAAUACUCAAGAGUGGUCUCAAUGGUAAAAACACUUUUAAGGCAAUUAAUACUUUUGCUAUACCAGUACUUAUGUACACAUUUGGGAUUGUCAAGUGGUCGAACGCUGAACUUGAGAGUGUCGAGCGAAGUACCCGUGUAUUGCUUACAAAAUAUCGAAUCCACCAUCCAAAAUCAGCGGUUGAGAGGAUUACUCUACCAAGAACUGAGGGAGGCAGAGGGCUCAUAGAUAUAAAGAGACAGCAUACAAGAAAAAUAGAAAACUUACAGCAAUACUUCUGGAAUAAAGAAUCUUCUCCCUUGCAUCGAAUUGUCUACCUGGUUGACGAUAGGCUUUCACCGUUGGAUCUCCUCCAUGCAAAAGAUAUUGAACCCUCAAUAAGUGAUGUAAACCAUGUUAAGAAUAAACUUAGCCAGUGGGCAUCGAAGGCUAUUCACGGACGUUUUGCUCAUGAGCUAAAAAAAACAAAUUUGAUAUUGUUGCCUCAACUAACUGGAUUUGUAGAGGAGGAAUAUUGGCCGAAACAGAGGGAUUCAUGA